Cottoperca gobio is the source of this 1454-nucleotide messenger RNA. RefSeq names its product obg-like ATPase 1. The record is from RefSeq and is a predicted model, not a curated record. The coding region runs from base 311 to 1039 and encodes 242 amino acids. Gene Ontology annotation, cellular component: cytoplasm. Gene Ontology annotation, molecular function: ATP hydrolysis activity; GTP binding. Lineage: Eukaryota; Metazoa; Chordata; Actinopteri; Perciformes; Bovichtidae. The transcript has 9 exons.
CCUGACGACGCGCGGCUUGUUGCUACUGUGAAACCGGGAAGACUGGAUCCCAAGUUACAGCUGGAGGAGGAUCUUUUCCACGGAUGAAAUCCACCUUUUGAGAAAGCGCUCGAGUCAGAAUUGAGUUCACACGUCAGUUCUCCAAAAGAGGCUGCAUGUUCUAUUUUGAGUACGGGGGAGCGAGCCAGUUGAGGUGCAGUCGACUGGUUACAUCUGAGGACCUAGCUUGGCACAUUUACUGUCAAUGUGGUGUUUUCCUCUCCGAGUUGGUGAGCAGUUGUGGAAGUCAGCAAAAACCUAACAGUGGGAAAUGGCUCCAAAGAAGGGAAAGGGAGAGGAUGCAACAAAGCCGCUGCCACUGAUUGGAAGGUUUGGCACUUCAUUGAAAAUAGGAGUUGUUGGCCUGCCCAAUGUUGGGAAGUCAACCUUUUUCAACGUGUUGACAAAGAGUCAGGCUGCAGCUGAACAUUUCCCCUUCUGCACCACUGACCCAAAUGAAAGCAGAGUGCCCAUUCCAGAUGAACGCUAUGAUUUCCUCUGCCAAUUCCACAAACCUCCCAGGUAUGGGGUCUCAUCGUUCACCUAUUAUUCACACUUCAGAUCUGUAGUCGCUGACGGUCUUCUUGCAAUAGGUGCUUUUGAGGAUAAGGAUAUCAUCCAUGUUGAGGGAACAGUGGACCCAGUGAGGGAUAUGGAGAUCAUCCACGAGGAGCUGAGGCUGAAGGAUGAGGAGAUGAUCGGCCCUAUUAUUGACAAGCUGGAGAAGACGGCCAUUAGAGGCGGUGACAAGAAACUCAAACCAGAAUACGACGUUAUGUGCAAAAUCAAGAGCUGGGUAAUGGAUGAAAAGAAACACGUCCGCUACUAUCACGAUUGGAACGACAAGGAGAAAGGAACUAAGGCUCCACAGGCUGCGGGGAAGAUCCACACAGACUUUGAGAAGGGCUUCAUUAUGGCGGAAGUAAUGAAAUUCCGGGAUUUUAAAGAGGAAGGCAGCGAGAACACUGUCAAGGCAGCAGGAAAAUACAGACAACAGUGAAGAAACUAUGUUGUCGAAGAUGGAGACGUCAUCUUUUUCAAGUUCAACACAUCAAAUCAACAAAAGAAAAAAGUGACACAAGAACAAUCUGUUUGUUUACAUAACUCACUGUGCUUGUGUUUGGCCUGAUACCCACUGCCACACUCUCACUUUCUGUAGGAUCAAAUCCCCCCUCUGAUCCAAAGCACAGGUUCAGUAAACUCUGACAGCUUUGCUAUUUAAGAUCAGGAUCGGCCCCCACUCCAAAUUGUAGCAGCAUUUGAAGGAGCAUAUUACUCUCCAGAUACCUCAUUAAUCUCCAUCACUGGUGCCAGCACUGACACAGCUGACAGUGGGGACAAUGCCACCUGCUCUUCUCCCCCUUCUGCAGAUAAUGCAUGUUUUACAGUAGCCCAGAUGUCUACACUCAAUAAAA